CGUAGACCGCCUCUCUCGUCCAGUGCUUGGAGGGCGAUAUUUUACACUCUGUUUAUUUACUUGUUCUGUCGUUUUUAAACGUCCAAACAUGCGUUCGUAACUAUGUCGGUGUCUCGGUCCAAAGGCGGCUCAGACGAACCGGGUCUCAGUGACGCCUCAGCGUCUCGUUACGUGACACAGCGCGAGCAAACCUAUAGUAAAGUUUCCCUAUUGUACAGUAGAUGAGAGUGCGUGUGGACUUCAUAAGUCUCUUCUACGCUGUCAGAUCGUCGACAGUUCAGUGUGUCGUGUCGAAGAGCGUGUCUGUCGUCUUUAAAACACUACUUUAUCGGCGUCUCGAGCUAACUUUUGCUCUUUGGACUCCAUUUAAUCCGGGAAAGCUCAUAUCAGCUUUGAGGCGGACGAGUUUACGCCGUUUAGUGGACAUACCUUGUGUCCAAGGAAACGGGAGAGUAAUUUAGAUCAAACAGAUGCUGUUGAGGUGAUUCCUAAACCGUUCCGAAUCCAGCUCUCAUCCGGUGCUCUCUCCAUACAUGUGCCUUGAGCAGCGCAGGUAUCGCAGUGGGUCGCUGUGCUGACGGACUUGGUGACAUUAACAGCUCCUCCUUGGUUAUUUCCAUCAUCUCUGAUGGAUCUCCGGCUCGCCUUAUUGACGCUCGGCACACUACUGAUUCUCGUGACCUCUGGGCCGCGACCAUCCAUUGGACAGAAGGUUUUCAUCAACACGUGGGCCGUCCACAUCGCAGGGGGAGAGCAGGAAGCUGACCGGAUUGCCAAGACACAUGGCUUUGUAAACCAGGGGAAUAUAUUUGGAGAUUAUUAUCACUUUCAGCACCAUGCGGUGGAGAAGAGGUCUUUAUCGGAGCACAGUGAAACACACGAUCGUCUCCAAUCAGAACCACAGGUACUGUGGGCGGAACAGCAGGUGGUGAGGCGAAGGACGAAGAGAGAUAUUUACUACGAGCCAGUCGAUCCGAAGUUUACACAGCAGUGGUACUUGUACAAUGAGGAACAUCGCGACCUCAACGUGAAAGAAGCCUGGAAGCAGGGCUUCACCGGACAAGGCGUCGUCGUGUCCAUUCUGGAUGAUGGGAUUGAGAAAAACCACCCAGACCUGAUUCAGAACUACGAUCCUGACGCUAGUUAUGAUGUAAACGACGGCGACCCAGACCCUCAGCCUCGAUACACCCAACUGAAUGAUAACAGACAUGGGACACGCUGUGCCGGCGAGGUCGCCGCUGUUGCCAACAAUGACAUCUGUGGCGUCGGGGUGGCAUACAAUGCCAAGAUCGGAGGGGUGCGAAUGUUGGAUGGUGAGGUCACAGACGUGGUGGAAGCUCAGUCCCUCAGUCUCAACCCACAGCACAUCGACGUCUACAGCGCCAGCUGGGGACCCGAAGAUGACGGCAAAACGGUGGACGGACCCGCAAAAAUGGCCAAGGAAGCUUUUCUGCGCGGCGUGACAGAGGGCCGCGGUGGACGGGGCUCCAUCUUCGUUUGGGCGUCGGGGAACGGGGGACGGGAGAGGGACAGCUGUAAUUGCGACGGCUACACCAACAGCAUUUACACGCUGUCUAUCAGCAGCAGCACGCAGAACGGCAACGUGCCGUGGUACAGCGAGGCCUGCUCCUCCACGCUCGCCACAACCUACAGCAGCGGAGGACUCAACGAGAAACAGAUUAUCACUACAGACCUCAGGCAGAAGUGCACAGACUCCCACACAGGCACCUCAGCCUCUGCUCCUCUGGCCGCCGGGAUCAUCGCCCUCACACUCGAGGCAAAUAAAAACCUAACAUGGAGAGACAUGCAGCAUCUAGUCGUGAGGACAUCAAACCCCGCCCACCUCUCCACCAACGACUGGAAGACAAAUGGAGUGGGUCGUCGAGUGAGCCAUUCAUAUGGAUAUGGGCUGUUGGACGCAGGGGCCAUAGUCGCUCUAGCAAAGAACUGGACGAAUGUUGGACCGCAGCAGAAGUGUGUCCUGUCCAUGUUGUCUGAGCCCAGGAAUAUUGGGAGUCAUUUGGUGAUCACCAUAACUGUGGACGCCUGCUCUGGCACUCCCAACUUUGUGAGCUCAUUAGAGCACGGCCAAGCCCAGCUCACCCUGUCCUACAACCGCAGAGGAAAUCUGGCCAUCUACCUGAUCAGCCCACAGGGGACCCGAUCCACAUUGCUGGCCCCCCGACCUCACGAUUACUCCUCGGAGGGCUUCAAUGACUGGGCUUUCAUGACCACCCACUCCUGGGACGAGGACCCUCGUGGAGAAUGGAGCCUGGAGAUCGAAAACGUGGUUGGAACCAGCGAUUACGGCACUUUGACUCAGUUCACUCUGGUCCUGUACGGCACUGCUCCCAGUUUGCCCGGCUCUUCCACGCCAGACUCUGGCGAGACAGUUGACAGCAGCUGCAAAACCUACGACCUCGAUCAGAUCUGCACAGAGUGUAACCCCGGCUUCUACCUGUACCGGAAGGGCUGCGUGAGAGACUGUCCACCCGGCUUCACGCCGGGCACCCGCUCCACUCUCCUCCCCAACAACGAGGUGUCGUCCGUCCUCCACCCCGCCUGCCUGCUCUGUCACGAAGUCUGCCUCACCUGCAGUGCCACGGGACCUCAGGACUGCCUCUCCUGCCCCCCUCACAGCCACCUGGACCCGGUCACCAGCACCUGUUUACACCAGAACCAGAUCCAUCGGGAGACUCAGGACAGUCGGACGGGCGGCGACGGCUCGUUCGGGACCUUCCAUCCCAAACUCGCCUCUCACCUGCCCGCCGCCGUGGCGGUGCUCAGCUGUGCCUUCAUCAUGGCCACGUUCGUGGUCGUGUUCGGCCUACUCCAGUUUCGCAGCCGCAAACAGAACAAACAGAACUCUGCGGAGGCGGGGCCGGGCUCCGGAUUACUGGUGGGGUUGGGAUUGAACCGAACCGCCGUCGCAUAUAAGGGCAUCCCCAGCGUUUGGCGGGAGGACGACGUGAUUUCUGAGUCUGAGAACGAGGAGUUUGAUAUCCACAACGAGAGGACAGCCUUCAUCAAAACACAAAGUGCUCUUUAACCCUUUCUUCACCACGUCCCUCCCUCGUCUGCGCUGUUGUCUCUUUUUGUAGCCACCGGUGUGUUUCUCUUCUGGGGCUUGUCUGACUUCCUGUUUCUCUCUCGAGGGUUUUUUCGUGUUUUUCUCACCUCUCUUAGUUUUGAGCCACGAUUCACGUCGAUUGAUGCGGUGCCUCUUUGUGGAAAGCUUCCAAUCCCAACGAGGAGGAGAUGUUUGUCGGGAUGUCUUAAAACAAUAAACACGUGAUUAUGGUUUGGGCCUCUUCCUUUUCAUGUUCUAAACUCGAUUUAAAAAUGAAGAAGAGGGUUUUUUAUAGAGCGAGUGCAACUGUUUAUAUAAAGUCAGACCGCGUGGCAGCGAUUUAACGCCACUGGCUUUGCAGGGAGCCUUUUAGAAGAACAUAUCACUAUUUGUCCAUGGUCAGGAUCUGAAGACGAGGACGUGUCGUGCGUUACACACACUCCGUUGUAGAGCUCGCUGCUCCCCCUAGAGCUUUUACAUGGCUAUAUAUGUGUGGGACGUUUAGUUCACCCAAUAAUAAAUCUUUUGUAAUUUACUCACCCUGAUGAUGUUAGGAACCCGUACGACCUUUCUGUGAACACAAAAAUAUGAAAGAUAUUUCAGUGGUUUGGAGCAUAUGAUGGUUUAAAUUUGCUCUAUAUCACACAGAGCUGUGUUGCUUUAAAAAAAAAAACGUGGAUGUUUGUUAUGGACUAGACUCGAGAUGUUAAACGAUUAAGCGUGAUUAAUGGCAUCCAGAAUUAGAGUAAAUGUUUACGUAAUAUUUGUCUGUGUACAGUACAUAUUUAUUUUGAAUUGAUAAACACAUACAUGUAUAUAUUUAAGAGAAAUAUAAAAAUCAUGUUUAUAUAUCAUUUACAUACGAUGGGUUUAUUUCCAAAAUGAGAUUUUUCAAAAAUCAUGUUUUUUAUUGUGCAUUCCAAUUAAUAUCAAUCAAACCGCAGUUGGUUUGUUUUGAUCUAAGCCAUAAUAACUCCAACAAUACAGCGAACUAACAAAAUACAAACAUGAUAGCAUAAUAAAUAACAUGACUUUUGAAAAAAAUGUCUUAUUUUGUAAACAAACUAUUCAUAUAUACAUCCAAUUAUUUCCUAAAUAUAUAUAUUUGUAUGUGUUUGUGUUUCUAAAUACAAAAUAAAUAUGCACAGUACACAGAAAUAUAUUAUGCAAACACAAACGUUUAUUCUGGAUGCGGUUAAUCGUUGAACAGCCCCGUUUUGGACACAAACGGCUUCGAUCACCAUUUGUAUUCAUUGUGUGAAACCGACUAUCAUGAUCGUUGCUUAAAAUUUCUUUUGGGUUUCAUGAAAGAAAGUUUAUCAUGUGGAUUUGAAAUGUUACGAGGAUGAGUAAAUGAUGACAGAUUUUAUUCGGGUACUAUGUUUCUUUAAAACUCCUGUAACCCUCCGCUACAGUCACGACGGUAAAACACUAGACAAGAUUCCUUCCAGAGGACAUGACAUCCUUUUUGUGACGUCAGGCGUCCUCAGCAUUCCGCCGUCAUCAUAUGCUGGGUUAGCAUUAUCUGCAUCUCAAAAAUAUUCUUGUUGCUGCACAAAGCGUCAUCUUAUAGAGAAAGACCGUACUGUGGCCAGUUAUAAAACGCUCACAAACUAUUUACGCCCUCUGCGGCCUUGUAAAACUUGUAGUCGUACCGGACUGUAGUUCAUUUCAGGAAGCCAAACACUCUUAUCACAGUCGAUGCAUCAGUGCAAUUGAUCUUGAUUUCAAAACGCAUCCUGUUUAUCAUCGCCCUCCCCCACCCCUUUUUUCUUACACCUCGAGGGUGUUAAAUAUCUCAAGACUUCACAGUGGUGUUGUUUUGUGGAUUUGGUUUCCUCCUGCUACAUCAGUUGCCCUCUUGCAAAUCAAUUGUUUAGCUCCAUAGUAAUAUUAAAACAUAUAUGACGCCCCCUUCAGUGCUGAUUGGGUAUUACAGCAGUGCUUUUAAAAGCCUCAACAAGACAUGACCAAAGACCAGAGGAUAAAAAUCUGCUUUACCUAAAGUAAUAACAUAUGUGAAAAAUACAAUUAAUGUGAAUUUUUUUGUUAAUUUGACUCAGAAAUGUGUGUGAAGGGGCUGUUGUAACCCUGACAUCUCUUGUAUUGCGGUCACAACGCCUGGGUGUGACGGGAAAAGAUUUUACACCAGCCAAACUCAGUCUGGCUUCACCUUUAUGUUGCAAUGAUUUUGGUUGCAUAAGCUUAAACGUCUUUGUGUUCAUGCUCAAGCCUUGUUCACACUAAACCUUCAGGAGUCAUAGGAUGUUACUUCCACCUGUACAAGAGUCAACUGAUGCAUGUAGAGCCCUGAGUUAAAGACACCAAUCAUUUGUAUGACUACCUGAGAUGGGACAGCUAUAUAAGAAUAAGGCCUAUUUUUGUACUAUAUAUGGUGCAUUGUCAUUUACAUGUAGCCUAAUUUAAAGAUUAUUUUGCUCUUUGUUUCUUCUUAUUUAAUUGAUGUCAAUAUGCGAAUUAUAGAUUAUACAAAAAAAUAAAGAUCUAUGCAAACCUC
Molecule: messenger RNA, 5588 nt
Organism: Triplophysa rosa
Lineage: Eukaryota; Metazoa; Chordata; Actinopteri; Cypriniformes; Nemacheilidae
Gene: furina
Product: furin (paired basic amino acid cleaving enzyme) a
Exons: 16
Coding region: 629-3049 (806 amino acids)
Biological process (GO): peptide hormone processing
Cellular component (GO): Golgi membrane; trans-Golgi network
Molecular function (GO): serine-type endopeptidase activity
Source: RefSeq, a predicted model, not a curated record